CCACUGAACCACACAUACAACGCGGACAGGCCCUCAAGUGGAUAGACUACCGAACCAGGUUUUCUCGUUCAUUUGGGGUCCUUCCAAGGGUACCCGUAAUCGACAUCGCUACUUGGAAAGCAAGCAUCUUGCUGACAUCCAGCGUUUUGCCAGGGCCCCUUGGGGCUUCCUGAAUCUCUGCAUCUUCUCUCCAGCUGGAGCAGACUUCCAGAAGCACCUCAAGUACAACCCAGCGCUCUUGCCUGGCGUCAGCUACUCGCGCAUAGAUGGCGCUGGUUAGCGGGGCCGCUGGGGCGUCGCGCGAGGACGAGCUGCGGCGCCUCAUGCCCCCGCCCCCGCCCCGGGCUGCCCCCGCGGUGCCGCUGUCCCGGGCGCCGGUGGUGCUCGACGAGGACACCUACACCUCGCAGCUCGAGGCCAUCAUUGAAAGAGACUACUUCCCGGAGCUUCCCAAAAUGGCGAAUCAGCUGGAGUGGCUCAAAGCCGUGAACAGCGGCGACGUGCGGGAGAUGCAGCGCGCGCAGCGCAACAUCGCGCGCCGGCGUGCUGCGGCCGCGGCGGCGGCGGCGGCCGCCGGCACCACUCCAGGCCUCGGCGGCGGCGACACGCCCGGCAUGCUACCCCCCUUCCUCACCCCCGCCGCCGGCGCGCCCGGCACGGGGGCGUGGGGAGCCGCCACGCCCGGUACAGGGGUGCUGCGCACACCCGCCAUGACGCCUCUGGUUGGCGGAGACGCCGCCGCCGGAGGCGGCGGCGCCGGCGGCGCCGCAGGCGCCGCCGGAGGCGGCGGAGCCGCCGCUGAUGCGGGCUCCGCCGCCGCGGCAUCGGCUGCUGCUGCUGCUGCGGCUGCUGCGUCCAGGGGCAUGAGCUUGGACGCCUUCCUGGCGCAGUACACGAGUGAAGACAACGCCUCGUUCAACGUGCUACUGGAGGAGGACAACAGGAGGAAGAGGGCCAAGGUCCGGCAUCACCUGGAGCGGCCCGACCCCAGGGACCCAGCCACACGGCAGCUGCUGCUGGAGGGACCCAAGGAGCGCCCCUCUGACGGCUACGGCACCAGCGGCCAGGCGCCCAUGACGCUGCUGCCCGCGCCCGAGCCGCCCGUCAACACCCUGUUCUACGACUCCAGCCAGAGGGCCAACGUGCCCUUCAGCGCCAAGGAGCUGGCGGAUCGCGCCAUGGGUCCGCCCAAGUCCAUCAACAAGUCAGCCACCCGCAUCAAGACACAGACCUCGGAAGAGGUGGCGGCGGCCGCAGCCGCCCUCACGCCCGCAGCCGCCGCCGCGCAGGCAGCGGCGGCCGCUGCUGCCCUGGCGGCGCUCGGGCCCGACGCGCCGGAGGGCGCCGCGGCGGUGGCCGCGGCCGCCGCCGCAGCGGCGGCAGCCGCCGCCGCCGGCUUGCCGGUGGGCGCGCCGGCACCUGCUGCCAUGGGCGGUGGCACUGUGGGCUAUGUGUCUAUGUCGACGCCGGCUCUGGAGGAUGUGAUGGGCACGCCGCUGAUGACGUGGGGUGACAUUGAGAGCACGCCGCUGCGCCUGGGGGCGGACGACAUGCCGGUGGGGCUGGACCCGGACUAUGUGGGGCCCAGCUUCAAAGUGCAGGGCAUGACCGACCGCGAGACCGCCGCGCACAAACUGGCGGUGGCGCGCUCCGGCAGCACCCCCGCCGCCCGCGCCGCCACCGCCGCCGCCCGCGGGCGCACCACGCCCCUGCUCUCCGCCCUUCGGAAGGCCACCGGGGGCGCCGGCGGCGGCUCCACCCCUGUGGUCCCUCUCUCGCCGGCCGCCCGACAGCUGGCGGCCGCCAUCAAGGCGGGCGGCGGCGCCACGCCCACCGCGGGCAUGGGGGCGGCGGGCGCCCGCGGGCUGGCGGCGGGCAGCUUCGUCAAGGGCGGCUACGGCGGCGGCGGCGGCUUCAGGGCGGGCGGCGGCACCGGCGGGCACGGACACAAGGUGGACGACCACACGCUGUGGCGGCAGAGCAAGCGGCUGCUCGGGGGCGUCGGCGGCGGCGCGGCGAGGGGGGAGGCGGCGGCGGCGGUUGCCAAGGGGGCGGCGCUGGGGAGUGGCGAGCUGGACAAGCAGCUGCGGGCUAGCUACCGGAGUGGCGCGGCAGUGGCGGCGGGGCUGGGCGGCGGCGCGACGCCCACGCCAACACGGCUGGCGACGGGGGGCGGCGGCACGGGGCAGCGUGUGGGUGGGGGCGGGGCGAUGGGGGGGCGCACGCCGGUGGUUUCCGUGUCGGUGGCGGUGGGUGUGGGCGGGAAGCGGUCGGCUUCCGGGGCGGGGGCUGCGGGGCCGGCGGGUGGCGCGGGCGCGGGCAAGGUUACUGGCAGCAGCGUCACCGAUGACCUUCUGAAGCUAUAGGUGUGUUGUAGCAGUGUUUCGAUUGGUGUUGGAUGCGGGUAACUGAGUGAUUUCAUGCGUUGAUUAAAUGUCAUAGGGUGUUGACUGUUUGGUAAUUGUGUUGGAUACCGUACCCAGUAACCCAUUGCCUUGAGAGGUGCUGCGCGCGGGAUUUGCAUGAGUCUAGUUUGCCGUGCCUGCGCACACAGAGUUCGUAAGCGAGCUAGCGAGGUGCCUUUUGGUGUGUGUGCGGCAUGUGCACCAAUCCCAAUCCAUGGCAACCGCUCAUUGCAGCUUACGUCGCAGUUGGCUAUUGCUUGAUUAUUUCUUCCCACUCGCUCAAGAUAUUGACGGGCUUUGGCAGUACAGCUUUGAUAGUACUGCUCCGUGCCUGAGGCAAACAUGGGAGUGACACAUUGCCAGCAGGUUCGUGAAGUCCUAGAAGGAACAGAAGCGUAUUCAGACACAAAUGCAUACAUAGCGCUGCAGCGUAGCAUUCAUGACGGGAUGGUUUGCGGCUGCGACUGAGAGGAAGGUUAGUCGGCGACCGCAUGCUCAUCUGGCGCUCCUAUGAAGCAAAGCUGCCCAUAAACGUAACGAC
This is a messenger RNA of Chlamydomonas reinhardtii, 2946 nucleotides long. RefSeq lists its product as uncharacterized. Lineage: Eukaryota; Viridiplantae; Chlorophyta; Chlorophyceae; Chlamydomonadales; Chlamydomonadaceae. The coding region runs from base 267 to 2366 and encodes 699 amino acids. The record is from RefSeq and is a predicted model, not a curated record. Gene Ontology annotation, cellular component: catalytic step 2 spliceosome. The transcript is spliced from 5 exons.